Molecule: messenger RNA, 2948 nt
Organism: Sinocyclocheilus grahami
Lineage: Eukaryota; Metazoa; Chordata; Actinopteri; Cypriniformes; Cyprinidae
Product: sal-like protein 1
Exons: 3
Coding region: 54-2708 (884 amino acids)
Biological process (GO): regulation of transcription by RNA polymerase II
Cellular component (GO): nucleus
Molecular function (GO): RNA polymerase II cis-regulatory region sequence-specific DNA binding; DNA-binding transcription factor activity, RNA polymerase II-specific
Source: RefSeq, a predicted model, not a curated record
ACUGAUGAAAACAGAGGCAACCCAUCAAAGAUGGGAUUCUAAACAAACUUGAAAUGCCCCAUAAACCAAACAGCUUUAAUAUGUCUGCUCCUUGCUCCUUGCCUAGUAUUGGGGCAAUUGUGGAGGACCUGAAUGCUUUGACUGCCCUAGCCCAGCAUAGGAAAGCCAAAUCCCUCAAUGUAAGUGUAUGUGAACACAAGAGACCAUCUGAAGACUGUAUAUUAAAGCACAAAUGCAGGUUCUGUGCCAAAGUAUUUGGAAGUGAUAGUGCUUUGCAAAUACACCUGCGUUCUCACACUGGAGAGCGACCCUACAAAUGUAACAUAUGUGGAAAUCGGUUUUCCACCCGUGGAAAUCUCAAAGUCCAUUUCCAACGUCACAAGGAGAAGUAUCCUAAUAUACUAAUGAAUCCUUAUCCGGUUCCAGAGCAUUUAGAUAAUGUCUCAGCCAGCACAGGUAUUCCAUAUGGCAUGUCUCUGCCUCCUGAGAAGCCUGCUCUCAACUGGUUGGAUAGUAAACCUUUAGUGGGUAAUUCACUUGGCUUUAGGCUGCCAUCAUCUUUGCCAAGUCUUCUACCCAUCAUUAAAAAAGAGGAGGAAGGGGUAUCAAUAACUAAACAUCAUAGUCCUGUUGUCAGUGAGGCGUGUGAAAGACGUAAUGGACAUCAAGAGGGAUUUGGUUGUAGCCCUCUUCUAAUUUCAAAUGAGAAAUUUCAAGAGGUUACACAACCCUUGAGUGUUGCUACCUUACUAAGCUCCUCAGGGGAGGGUUCAAGAGAUGACAUUAAUACCUCGGUCAAUACAACCUUAAUAACCUAUCUAAAAUCGGAGCAGCUUGAAACCAAAUUUCUUUUUGGAAGUCUUCCAAAUCCUCCUGGAGCAUCUGAGACUUCAAAGCUGGAGCAGUUAGUGGAGAACAUUGACAAGAAGUCUACUGACCACAAUGAGUGUGCAAUCUGCCACCGGGUUCUUAGCUGUCAAAGUGUCCUUAAAAUGCAUUACCGCACCCAUACCGGAGAAAGGCCAUUCAAAUGCAGAAUGUGUAGACGGGAGUUUACAACCAAGGGCAAUCUCAAGACACACUACAGCAUUCAUCGUUCCAUGACACCUCUUAGAAUACAGCAUUCAUGCCCCAUAUGUCAAGAAAAGUUUACAAAUGCAAUGGUUCUACAGCAGCAUAUCCACAUGCAUAUGGGUGGUCACAUUCCUAAUGUCCCAUUGCACGAUAGCUGUGCAGAACUCAUGGAUCAGGAUGCUGACUCUGUAGAUGGGACCUUGGAAGAGGAUACCUUGUCCAGUGAGAUCAUGGAUGUUAUGGAAGGGGCAUCCGAUUCAAAAUACCCAGCCUCUUUACUGGACAGUCUAUGUUCUUCACCUGCUUCUUCUGAGUUUGCCAUAGUAACUGGGACAGAGAGUCAGAUUGCAGUUUCGAAUGUGGAAAAUUUGUCAAACGUCGAUAAGUUGAUUUUGGGGAAUGAAUCGGUGGAUGGAGACUGCUCAACCCUGAGAUUAUCUUCACUAGAUAGUGACCAUGAGAGUGUAGGGAGAAGUAUUUCGGCCAUCACUGAGACGACACCGUCCUGGAACCCAUCCUCCCCCAAUGGCUCUGCUUAUGAAAGGCAAGGAUACACUACAACUGACAGAAAUCUGAAAUCCGCUGAAUCAAAAAUCUCAAGCCUACAGCCAAAUCUUACAGUGUCUAGAUUACUUGAUGGAACAUCUGGAGAUACACCAAAAGAUAGCUUGAUCAUGAUUUUUCCAUUUAAUGAGUAUGGAUCCCUAAAAAGCAAUGUUUGUGAUAUCUGCAACAAGACAUUUGCCUGUCAAAGUGCUCUGGAUAUUCAUUAUCGAAGUCACACCAAGGAGCGACCAUUCAUCUGCACUUCGUGCAACAGAGGGUUCUCAACCAAAGGUAACCUUAAACAGCACAUGCUUACCCACCAGAUGCGAGAGUUACCUUCACAGUUUUUUCAGCCAGCAAAUCAGAUCCUGAUUUUUCCACCAAACCAGUUUCUACCCUCCAUGGAACCAAUUAUUCCCUGGAAAAGGAUUGACCACAAUGGGCUCAUCAGAAAAGAUCCUAAAGAUUCACACACAGGUAUAGUUAGCUCAACAGCUUCCAUAUUGCCUGCACUUUCUACACCAAAAUUAACACCAACACCACUUCGGAGAACAGCUAAACAGCACUUCUGCCACACUUGUGGGAAGACCUUCUCUUCUUCAAGUGCACUGCAAAUUCAUGAAAGAACUCACACUGGUGAGAAACCCUUCGCCUGCAACAUAUGUGGACGGGCAUUUACCACUAAAGGAAAUUUGAAGGUUCAUAUGGGAACUCACAUGUGGAGCAGUUCUCCAGCCAGACGAGGUUGCAGACUUUCUGUUGAUGGUCCAUUCCUUAGAUCCAAUUCCGAGCAAUUUCAGGACUCUUCCCCAAAAGAUGUUGUGGGUAAAGUGCGUAACGGAAAUUCCUUAGGCCUCUGGAGCCAAUAUACCUCUCUCACUAGUGGUUUGGGUGCAAGGACAAAUGAAAUACCUGUAAUUCAAAAUGGUGUCAUACCUCACCUGUCGAUUUCUGCUGGGCAACUGGAAAACAUAGAAAAAUUGCAGCUCAACAGAGCUUUACCUUGGCUCGAGAGAUUGAGCGAAAAUGGUGCAACCUUUAAUUUCCAGCAAUUGGUAGAAGACAAUAAAACAACAGCGACAAUUUGAAUUUAGUCUUUCAGGGUGCACGCCUGUACAUUCAAAUGUGAUGCAAUUUCAUAUGCGUGCUGUUUCUUUAGGAGUUUUGUACAAGUGUACCCUAUGUAGUGACAUUAAUACAAAUUCUGCUGUUGGUUAAUGUUCCCUAGUUAGGACAGAUCUUCACAACUGAAGUAGUGUUGAUUGUAUUUUAUAAAUUAAUUUGAUGCUUUUUGUUGUUUUGCCGAAGAACAUUCUAAGUAUUGUUAA